GAGGGAGGGGCGGGGCUGGUGCGCAUAUAAAGGGCGCUGCGGGGUCGGUGCGCGGUUGCUGACGCCACGGGCGGCUGGAGAGGUCGGUGCCCGCGCCUCCGCCUCGCGCAGAUACGUGGUGAGGUCGCAGCUAUUGAAAUAUGGCAUUCAAGAUGAUGUGGUGUACAGUAGCCCUUGGACUUCUGCUGCCUUUCUCUUAUGCCCAUACGGACUUCUUCACUUCCAUUGGUCAUAUGACGGACUUGAUUAAUACAGAAAAAGAUCUGGUGGUGUCACUGAAAGAUUAUAUCAAGGCAGAAGAAAGCAAGCUGGAACAGAUAAAAAAAUGGGCAGAGAAACUGGAUCAGCUGACCGAUACUGCCACAAAAGACCCAGAGGGUUUUCUGGGACAUCCUGUGAAUGCAUUUAAGUUGAUGAAACGGCUUAACACAGAGUGGGGCGAGCUGGAGAGCCUGGUUCUGAAGGAUAUGUCAGAUGGCUUUAUCUCCAACAUGACCAUCCAGCGGCAGUUUUUCCCAAAUGAUGAAGAUCAGACUGGUGCAGCAAAAGCCCUCUUGCGGCUUCAAGACACAUAUAAUUUGGAUACAGACACCCUCUCAAGAGGCAAUCUUCCAGGUGUGAAGCACAAAUCCUUUCUAACAGCUGAAGAUUGCUUUGAGCUGGGAAAGAUUGCGUACACUGAAGCUGACUACUACCACACUGAGCUCUGGAUGGAGCAAGCUCUGAAACAGCUGGAUGAAGGAGAAGUGUCUUCUGCAGAUAAAGUCUACAUUCUGGACUACCUGAGCUAUGCUGUGUAUCAGCAGGGGGACCUGCGGAAGGCCAUGAUGCUCACCAAACGCCUUCUCGAGCUAGAUCCUGAACAUCAGAGAGCAAAUGGGAAUAUGAAAUAUUUUGAAUAUAUAAUGGCUAAAGAAAAAGAAGCAAAUAAGUCCAGUACGGAUUCAGAAGACCAUUUGGAGAAGGAAACUGAGUUUAAGAAAAAGGAUUACCUGCCUGAGAGAAGGAAGUACGAAAUGCUGUGCCGUGGGGAGGGUCUCAAAAUGACUCCUCGGAGACAAAAAAGACUCUUCUGCCGCUACUACGAUGGAAACCGAAAUCCUCGGUACAUUCUGGGCCCUGUCAAACAGGAAGAUGAGUGGGACAAACCUCGCAUUGUUCGCUUCCUUGACAUCAUCUCUGAUGAAGAGAUUGAAACUGUGAAAGAACUAGCAAAGCCGAGGCUGAGCCGUGCUACUGUUCAUGACCCUGAGACUGGGAAACUGACCACAGCACAUUACAGAGUCUCUAAGAGUGCUUGGUUGUCUGGAUAUGAAAGCCCUGUGGUGUCUCGCAUUAACACCAGGAUACAGGACCUAACAGGACUUGAUGUCUCCACAGCAGAGGAACUACAGGUGGCAAAUUAUGGAGUGGGAGGACAGUAUGAACCCCACUUUGACUUUGCACGGAAAGAUGAGCCAGAUGCUUUUAAGGAAUUGGGAACAGGCAACCGAAUUGCUACCUGGUUGUUUUAUAUGAGCGACGUGUCGGCUGGGGGAGCCACUGUCUUCCCUGAGGUGGGAGCCAGCGUUUGGCCUAGAAAGGGAACAGCUGUAUUCUGGUACAAUCUCUUUCCAAGUGGAGAAGGAGAUUACAGCACACGGCAUGCGGCCUGCCCAGUACUAGUUGGAAACAAGUGGGUAUCCAAUAAAUGGCUUCACGAGCGGGGACAGGAAUUCCGAAGGCCAUGCACUUUAUCAGAGUUGGAGUGAUGUGGACUCUCGUCCCUUGUCUCUUCUAUAUUCAGUUUGAGUAUAAUGCACACAUCUCCUACAGUUUACAAUUGACUAACACUCCACUACAGGUUUAGUCUUCAGCUACACCGAUGUUUCAUCUGUGGACAAAACCAAAUGUGCUUUUAGUCCCCUCAAGAAAAAUCCCCUUAAGAUUUUAUGAACUGGAUAUGGUCUGAGUGCUACAGAAAAAAAAAUAAGGACAAAAUACAGACCAGGUCCACAACUAACAGUGGUGUUGUGUGUGGUCUUCCCUUCACCAUCACCUAUCUGAUCUACAUGGAAAGCCAGUGGUGACUGGCUUAGAGUCCUCCUCACAACUGUCAGUCUGCUAAGGGUGGGAUGGAAGGGCUCCCUUCUAAGGAAGGCUGAAUUAAACCCAUUCAUUGUCUGUCGUUUCCAGACAUUUGACUCUGCUUUUCUAGAAUGCCUGACCACUCCUGGUAAGAACUGUGGGCAUGGUUUGUGUUUCUCUGGGGAACAGGUUGUUAUCGUGGUUCAGCCUGGUUUUCCAGUUCCACAAAAGCCCCGAAUUUUAAACUGUCUUCCUUUUCAGCAUCUGUGGGGAAUCUGGCUCAGCCUUGAAUGUGUGAGCUGGCAGUUACAUAUGUGUAGAUGAAGUGGCUUCAGAUGUGUGGUAUCAGAUGUGUGCCUGCAUCAGAGCAGCCUGACAACACUUACAGCCCAUCUUCCCUCCGUGUUAAUUCUUUAAUGUUUGUCCACAUAAACAAAUGUUGCCUUUAUUCUGUCGUAGUUGUCAGCUCUUGCAUCUGUUCCUUGGGCAGUGGGGAUGGCAAUGUUACCGUCUUCAUUAAUCAAAAUUAACUGUGCCUUAGGACACUGGAAUUUCAAAUUGGUUACAAGACUUCAGGUGAUGAGAUGUACAUAGUCCUUGCAGGAUACUCUCCACCCUCAUCCUCCUGGCCUGUUUAUAAUCCUAAAUCUUUUGGAGAUGCUCUUUAUUUUGCAAGUGUUUUUUCAGCUGCAGAGUGCAGGCUGCAGCAGUGACAUGCCUUUAGUCAGGGGUGACUGUUCACACCGAAUGUCAGAGAAGAAGGUGCCUGCUGUGAUGGUUUGGUGCUGCUCACCUUGCAGAGUUACUGUGAGCGACAAAGCGCUGGGAAGGGGCCUCCUCCCAAGGCUCUGGUGCUGCUCUCUUGUAGCCAGGUCUGGAGCCGUCCUGAUUUGUGCCACGCAUACAGAAAAAGUCACUAAAGCCAGCACUGCCUUUGCUGGGUGAACUUGCUCACAG
Molecule: messenger RNA, 3024 nt
Organism: Cuculus canorus (common cuckoo)
Lineage: Eukaryota; Metazoa; Chordata; Aves; Cuculiformes; Cuculidae
Gene: P4HA1
Product: prolyl 4-hydroxylase subunit alpha 1
Exons: 15
Coding region: 141-1751 (536 amino acids)
Biological process (GO): peptidyl-proline hydroxylation to 4-hydroxy-L-proline
Cellular component (GO): endoplasmic reticulum
Molecular function (GO): protein binding; iron ion binding; L-ascorbic acid binding
Source: RefSeq, a predicted model, not a curated record